Molecule: messenger RNA, 2641 nt
Organism: Agrilus planipennis (emerald ash borer)
Lineage: Eukaryota; Metazoa; Arthropoda; Insecta; Coleoptera; Buprestidae
Product: voltage-dependent calcium channel gamma-5 subunit
Exons: 12
Coding region: 665-1999 (444 amino acids)
Biological process (GO): transmission of nerve impulse; neurotransmitter receptor transport, postsynaptic endosome to lysosome; neurotransmitter receptor internalization
Cellular component (GO): postsynaptic density membrane; AMPA glutamate receptor complex
Molecular function (GO): voltage-gated calcium channel activity; channel regulator activity
Source: RefSeq, a predicted model, not a curated record
GUCCUUCUUCGUACGCGUCGUCUGCCGAUAGUCGGAGUGCAAAAACGUGUGGAGGUUUUCAUAGUUUUCUUCGUAUUUUACUUGUUCUACUGGCAAAAAAUAAUCGGGUGGUUCGUUCUUACACGAAUAACGAUUGUUUAUAACGUUUAAAGCUAUGCCAUAAAGUUUAUGAGUUUGUUUAAACAGUUGUCAAUGUAAAUAGUCGCGAGUGAGUUAUUAUUGUGCAAUGAUGUUUGUGAACUUUUCUCGGGCGAUGCGAUCGAGGUGGAAGGAAUUCUCAAUUUAGGACCAUAGAAGAUGCUACAGGAGAUACAGUAUAGGAUUUAGUUGAGGCUUCUUCCAUAUAUGGACUGCUGCCUUACUUUGAGACUAAGUCCGGUCCUGCUUCUGGCUCUGCUCCAUCAGUCGAUCCAUCGUUCCUUGCAACAGUAAAAAUUUGUUAAACGCUUCACAACUUAAGGAGUUAAAGAAAAUGGGACGCACGGCAUGAAUUCAUCCAAAAGAGGAAGACUGGUAUUUAACGUGAAAUAGUUGUUACUUUCGGCCAUACUUUUAGUGAUACCGGAAGUGCAUGUUCUAGUCUGAUAAAAUGUCGUCGAACUGCUGCAAGUGUUGUUGUUGUUGCUGCUAUUCCGGUAAUUUUGAGUGACAUUUCGUUUUCACGAUGCAGCGAACAAUGUCGCGAAAUUCGCUUCCACCGUCGGCGACGAGCGCAAGGGAAAAUUCGAGCGGCGCGAGUGCUGUCGGCGAUUACACGUUGUCGUGUCUGUGGGUGUUGACGCCGGUCGCCGCGACGCUUUCCCUCGUCGUCAUCGUUGUCGCGACGUCUACAAACCAGUGGCUGCACACCGAGGAGAAAAUGAACAAUCCGACGUACAACGGCACCGGAGACGACAAGUACCUGUCAAAAGUCACCGUAUCAGGACUUUGGGCAAUCUGCAUCAUAAAUCCUGGAGAAACUAGAUACAAUUGCAGCGCCAUCGACUAUUUUUCAAAGGAAGAGUAUAAUCCAGAUCCUAGCGAUUCUACCAUGGCAAUACCAUAUGCUGUAACGAAAUCGGUGUUUUUCUUCGCCUUGGCCACCCUUUUGGUAGCGGCAGGUUACAUAUGUUGUCUUCUAGGUCAAUGUUCCAAACAUCGUCGAUUGUUUACCUUCGUGUCUGGAGUCGUGUUUGUAGUUUCAGGUUUGGUAAUGUUACUGGGCGUCAUCAUGUACAUUUCCGUAUUCAAAUCGGAAGUGGGUAGCAAGUUACGUCCCAAAUCUCAGCUUCAUCCUCCAAUCUUCAACUAUCGUUAUGGUUACUCGUUCCUUCUUUAUCUGAGUGGAAUUGUGGCAUCAGAGUUGGCCGGUUUGAGCGCCAUCUUCCUCUUCAUCUGUCGCAUGCAAGAGACCUUCCGCUUGCAGAAUCUUGAGGAUGUGAAACUGGGAAAAGCGGGACCAUCAUCAGUGAACUAUCUCCACGUGGACCAGGCCGUCUUCUACCCCUGUCAACGUCAUCCGCAAGCCUACAUCAAUUCAAACAGUUCCAUCCACGUCCCCACAAACUUUCCCUCGCCGGUGCAAAAUAGGCGGUACUUUUUUGAUAAACAGCAAGUGCAAGAGUCACCCACGUGCGUGUUUCGACGUGAAAGAUCUCCCCAUGCUAACUCUCUCAAAGACAUUAGUGCAAGCUAUUUUGAUUUUCCUCCACCGCCGACGAUAAGUUAUCAAUUCGAGGAGAUGAAGACUUUCAACAGAGAUACCACGAGAACUGCAUUUCCACGUGACGUAACCACUAAUACUGUAUCAACCACCGCGGACAUCAACUGUGAAGAAUUCUUCGUCAGCGAGCAUUACAACCACCAGUACUCCCCGUACGCAGGGAGCGAUAACGUAUUUGUUUCGUUCGAUAUGGGACAACCUCCACCACCCGUGAGGACGCAAAGUACCCUCUCAGUUAGCUCAAGGGCUGAAAACGAGUACAACAGUGACAGUUUGAAAAGAACUACCCCCGUUUGAGACUAGUAGUUACAAUCAUUGCGGGGACGAGUUACAGUUAAUCAAUUAUCAUGAUAAAUUUGAAGCAAGUCACUGCUAAAUGUUUUGAAGUUUAUAUAUACCUAUAACAGGGUAAAUUCGGAGGAAUAUUUUUCAAAAUUGAGAUUCUAUGUUUUCCCUUAUUUACUUAUUGGUUGUUUUUAUUUCGUCUUUUCAUCUGCAGAAAGGGGAAGAUUAGCAAUUGAAGGAACACAAAUCAGAGUCGAUUGAAAAGGGCCGUUUGGAUUCUGGGGAGACUUCUGGACACCAGGAACUCAACAAGGCAUCAUCGCGAGAGGUUUCUGAACACCAGGAGUUCAAGGAGACGUCAGGGCAUCAGCAAAUCAACAGGACGUCAUCGUGGAAGGCUUCUGGACAUCAGGAGUUCACCGAGCCGUCAUCGAGGGAGACCUGCGGACACCCGGCCCUCAACGGGACGUCAUCCGACGAGGGACACCAAGGGCUUCGAAAUCUCCCGAGAUUUCGAAGUUCCUUUGGACUUCGAAGGAUCCUAAAAGGAUCAACUCUAGGACUCGGAGUCCCAGAGUUGAUCCCUUGGGAUCCUUGGAAGGACCAAACACUUCGAAAUCUUGGGAAAUUUCGAAGCCCCAACGCGGGGGGUGG